Molecule: messenger RNA, 1587 nt
Organism: Rotaria sp. Silwood1
Lineage: Eukaryota; Metazoa; Rotifera; Eurotatoria; Philodinida; Philodinidae
Source: the annotation of a GenBank genome assembly
AUGUUUUUAACCAUUGCUCUUAUAUCUAUUGUUGUAUGUCUUAUUGCUGUCUAUGUAUGGACAACUAACAAUUGUUAUGAUUAUUUCAAACGUCUCGACAUAUCAGGGCCACCACAUCAUUUCUUUUUUGGUCAUUAUAAGAUGUUAUGGUCUACAAAAUCAGUUUCAAAACAAUUACAAGAAUGGACUCGUCAAUAUGGUUCUAUUUAUGGAUUAUUCGUGGGUACAACACCGAUGUAUGUUGUUUCGGAUGUUGAUUUUCUUCAAGAAGUUUAUAUAAAACAAUUCUCAUCAUUUCAUUCACGUAUUAUAGCAAGAGUUUUACGUAUACAAAGCUCGGGAAGAGUUAAUCUGUUUCGAGCUAUUGGAGCAAGUUGGCGUCGUCAACGACAUGUUAUUAAUCCAACAUUUUCAUCUGCUAAACUUAAAUUAAUGUCUCCACUAGUAAAUGGAUGUAUCGAAGCUAUGUUAAACAAGGUAUCACAAAUAACACAUAAUGAACAUACAGAAAUCAACAUUUAUGAGUUGUACAAACGAUUGACUAUGGAUGUUAUUUGUCGAUGUGCAUUUGGUAUUGAUACUGAUAUGCAAAAUGAUAUAGAUAAUCCAUAUUUACAAAAAUCUGCUGCAUUUUUUAAGAUAGAUAUUGAUGAAUUACUAAUUGUCCGAUUGAGCAACUUAGUGCCUAUUCUAGCACUGCCUCUAUAUUAUGUUUUCUCUGGUAUGGCAAAUAUCCGUAACAAGCUAAUGAAAUUAAUGCCAUUUUUGAGUAAUUAUCUUGAAGAAUUGCCAGGUUCAUGGUUGAUGAAUCGUGUUCAAGAUGUAGUGGACCUUCGAAAGAAAUCUUCAUCUAAUUUGAAAAAGCGUGUAGAUUUAUUACAACUUAUGAUGGAUGCUACGACUAGUGAGAAUGUUAUAGAUGAUGUUGAUAAUCAUUCAAUGUCAAAAGUAUUACGAUCCAAUGAACUAAUACCGAAUAUUUUUCUGUUCAUGGUAGCUGGUUAUGAAACAACAUCAACAGCACUUGCUUAUUCGACAUAUGUACUAGCUACUAGACCAGAAAUUCAAGAUAAACUUAUUGAAGAAAUUAAUGACAAUAAUUGGGAUAAUAAUAAUGUAGAAGAGAACUACGAGAAAGCUAAUAAUCUUUCCUAUCUAGACUUUUUUGUACGUGAAGUUCUCCGAAUGUAUCCUAUUACUGUUAAAGCAAUGACACGUGAAUGCAAUACAACUACAACUAUUUGUGGUCAUAAGAUCGAGAAAGGUACUAUUAUUCAACCAGAUGUAUUGUCUAUUCAUUACAAUCUAGCUUUGUGGGGUCCUGAAGAUCCAAAUCUUUUUAUACCAGAAAGACAUGCAGUAAAACGUCAUCCUGUUGCAUGGAUGCCAUUUGGUGUUGGUCCAAGAAAUUGCAUUGGUAUGAGAUUUGCACUAAUGGAAUUGAAAAUGUGCUUAAUUCAAUUACUUCGACAAUAUCGAAUAUUACCUGGUGAUAAGAUUGAAGAAGGUUUCAAACGCCAAGAAAGAAUUGUUAUUCAACCUGAUGCUAUUUUUGUAAAAAUAGAAAAACGCUUACCUUCACUAUAG